Messenger RNA from Funneliformis mosseae, 157 nucleotides. The record is from the annotation of a GenBank genome assembly. Lineage: Eukaryota; Fungi; Glomeromycota; Glomeromycetes; Glomerales; Glomeraceae.
AAGGUAUUCCAAUUAAUCAAGAAGAGGCAAAUAGACGUAGGCCUCCAGCAGCGAUAGAUCAAUCUCAUAAUAAUUUGAAUAUAAAAGAUAUAAAAGGACAUAUUUUGGGACCUGCUGGACCCAAGUCUAAAGUGCAAGCUGAAACUUUUCAAAUAUU